GUCUUACAAUAAUAAUAUCGUAAAUUAUACGCCAAACGAAACACGGUGCGUGCUUGUUAUUUGGUUUUACAGACUUCAAGAGCUGAUCAGGUCCGUGAAUAGUUUUACCAAUAAUAAUUAGUUGUAUUACAGUACUACUGUUUGUAAUUUAUGACUUCCACUCGGGAGACAAUCGCCGUUCGUUAUUAAUUAUUAUACAAUACCUAUAUAUUAUUUUGAUCAUCGCAAUAAUAUUACCGCGAUCGUUUGUGGCGGAACACGGUCCGAUUUUCCGAUUGAAACGUAUUGUUUUAUGUACAUAUAUACCAAUAAUUGUAUUAUUAUUUUUUUUAUUUAUUAACAAAUCGUUGUGUCCGCACGCUAAAUGCAACAUAUUAUAUAUAAUAAUAAUAGUUUAGAAGAAGAAACACGGGAAGUGCUGUGUGCAGCCGACUACACGACGCCCAUAUUGAAUCGCAUCAUCGUGACCGGAGUCCAGGCCAGCCGCACUGGGAACGGCAGCUAUCAACAACGCUUUCCGUCUUGACGUCGCCGCCAAGAUGGCUGACAAUUCUUACGUUUCGCCGAAUGACAAUUUUAUUUGUGGUGUUGUCGAAGGAUUUUACGGAAGACCGUGGACUACUGAACAACGUAAAGACUUGUUUCAAAAAUUAAAAAAAUGGGGAGUAGGUUGUUACGUGUACGCGCCCAAGGACGAUUACAAACACAGAGCUUACUGGAGAGAUUUGUACACCGUCGAAGAAGCGGAACAACUUGGCGGUCUCAUAGCCGCGGCCAGAGACUGUGGAGUAACCCUGUAUUAUGCAUUAUCGCCUGGUCUCGACAUGACUUACAGCAGUCAGAAAGAAGUGUCCACGCUCAAACGAAAGCUAGACCAAGUGGCUCAAUGCGGCUGCAAGGCCUUUGCGUUAUUAUUCGACGACAUAGAACCGGACAUGUCGCCAGCCGACAAAGAAGUGUUUCAGUCGUUUGCUCAUGCCCAGGUGUCGAUUACAAACGAGAUAUUUCAGCAUCUUGGUCAGCCCAAAUUUUUGGUAUGCCCAACGCAGUAUUGUUCGGCUCGAGCUGUGCCCAACGUUCAAAACUCGGACUACCUAAACACCUUGGGCUCCAAGUUGGCUCCUCAGAUAGACAUUAUGUGGACCGGACAAAAAGUAAUAUCGCGCUUGCUAACUACUGAGUCGAUAAGAGAGAUCACCGAAGUACUAAGACGACCCCCAGUAAUAUGGGAUAAUUUGCAUGCCAAUGAUUAUGAUCAAAAACGGGUAUUUUUAGGACCUUAUCUAGGACGAUCUCCAGACCUCAUAUCUCAACUGAGAGGAGUGCUGACUAAUCCAAACUGUGAAUACGGUGCCAAUUUUAUAGCCAUUAAUACUUUAGCCCAAUGGAGUAAAUGCAAUUCCGAUCCGUCAAACACACAAGACAAUGAGAGCAUGAAAUUGGAAACUGAAAGUGACGAAGAAGGUGUUGUCGAUCUGCCGGACAAUAUUUAUCAUGCAAGGAGAGCGUUGCGUGUCGCCAUUAAAGAAUGGAAAGAAGAAUUUCGAAAACCAAAACAAGCCCACGGGCCUAUAAGCAAGCCGCAGCCCACUUUGUCGAUUAUGUCUCCCAUUGCCAUUCCGUUGCCUUCGUUCAACACGUGCAUGGCCACCUCGACGACCACCAUAACGACUUCAACGUCCACGACUCCUCUGCCUAUGUGUACGACCAAUAAUGUCGAGACGAUAUCAACGCCUUCUGUGAACGGCAACUCCACCACCUUACUACAACCUGCAGUUGCGGUGUCCAUCAAUCCACCCACUGUAAUUAUGAACUCUUUAGUUUCUGAAAACAAAGUCAUUAGUGAACCCAUGGACUGUAAUAUGUCGUCGCCGGCCCCAUCGCCACAAAGUUCGGACACUGCCAUGAACACUGACAACGGAUCUAGUGUGUCCAUGCAAGUAGAAACGCCAAGCCCCAGUGUAGACAUGAUUAUCGACGUUGUUCAAGAUCAAAAACAUUCAUAUGAAAAGGAUCUGACCGAAGGAGAUUUGUUGCUGUUGUGUGAUUUGUUUUAUUUGCCGUUUGAGCAUGGAUUUCAAAGUGUUCAGUAUUUACAAGAAUUUAAUUGGCUCAAAAGUAACGCUUAUUUAGUUUCAAAAGAGAAUAUAAGAAAGUCAAAAAAAGACAAUGCGACCGAAUCUAAACCAGAGGUAGACGAGUGGUUCAAUAGAUCGAGAAAAAUGGACGAACUGUCCGAACAAGUGAACGAGCUGUUUCAAAGACUCGCUUACAGUGCUAACCGAGAACUGGUCCACGACUUAUAUCCUUACGUUUGGGACAUACGUUGCGUUGUGUCGCUGUUAAAUUCUUACAUCAAAUGGCUUUCUCUUGGUCAUUUCCCUCAGUCAAUUAUCAAUUAUACUCUCGGAUCAUACACGUGGUUUUCCAAAGGAUGGAAAGAAAGUUUCAUGAGCGGCGAUCAAGAACCGUGGGUGUUUAGAGGUGGUUUAGUGGCCGAUUUACAAAGAUUAAUGCCCGUCGACGCUGGAUCCGAUUUAUUUAUAUACAAACCGCCAGACAUCCCGACUAACAAAAUGUACAACGUGCGACCUUAUACGUUUGACGACGAGUCUGCUGUUUACAACAUAUGCCGGUGUACCUGUUACACGGUCAACGAAGACAACAGCAUUAAGAAGUCCGACCACCCGGAUUUGAUUCCAGACAGAAUCGUCGGAGCCUUUUUGACGUUCAGUCCCGAGUUUUGUUUCGUCAUCGAGGACAACGGCACGGUUAUCGGGUACGCGUUAGCCGCAUUAGACGCAAAAGAAUUCUAUCAAAAACUUCAAGUGUCUUGGCUACCAGAAAUGUGUUCUAAGUAUCCCAUGUCGACUAGAAGUUCAAACAACGAUAUAAUAUCGGCUUUCGAUGAGAUUAUCAACUGGUUUCACAUGUUCGAUGCCAACGAUGAGUUGCCAGAAUCUUCAGCUCUGUCACAGCACAAGUCUGUGAUGACUUAUUCUAUUCUGCCCGUCAAUAACGAUUCGUCGGUUUCGAAAAGACUUAUUAUAUGUCUUCUGGCGGCUUUGAGAGCGAAUGGUUCAUUUGGCGUGCAUCUGCCGGUCAGAUCAAAAGAGCGGCAAACAAUAGAAGUCUACACCAAAAUGGGUUUCAUGGAACUCGCUCAAGGGACCAGUCGAGACAAUGGCAUCACUUAUUUGGGUCGUGUUUUUUAAACUUGACCUAAAACCCACUUUGUAUGAACUGCUGUGUAGUGUUACUACUAUAAAAAGUCACGAAGGUGCCUUUACAGUGUUGUCCAUAUUGAUUCAAGUCAUAUCAGUAAACAUAUUAAAAAGCUCUAAAAAAGUCUUUAAAAAUCAUAAUUUAUUAAAAAUGAAAUGUAACAUUUCAUGAUUCAUUUUUAAGUAACAUUUUAUAUUUGUUUUGUAUAGUUGAACAUGAAAAAUUACAAAAUUAAUUGUAUAAGAACUUAC
Adelges cooleyi (spruce gall adelgid) is the source of this 3476-nucleotide messenger RNA. It is a transcript of the gene Oga, whose product is annotated as protein O-GlcNAcase. The record is from RefSeq and is a predicted model, not a curated record. The transcript is spliced from 15 exons. The coding region runs from base 540 to 3215 and encodes 891 amino acids. Gene Ontology annotation, biological process: glycoprotein metabolic process. Lineage: Eukaryota; Metazoa; Arthropoda; Insecta; Hemiptera; Adelgidae. Gene Ontology annotation, molecular function: beta-N-acetylglucosaminidase activity.